AGUUGCUAACCGGGAGAGAGGGCUGGGGAAGAAAUAUGGCCAACAACCGAAGUGCUAACCUGCCUGAGGAGAAGCUUCAGCAGCUCAGCGAGCCCAGCACUUCAGCAAGAUGGGGUCCUCAACACGCCGGCGCUCGGGAACUCGCUAGUUUCUAUUCACCAGGUAAAAGGUGCCAGGAAUGGAUCAGUGUUAUUCUCUGUUUUACAUUGAUGGCCAUUAAUUUAUUUUACCUUCUUGCCUACUUUCACCUGGGCCACAGCUGGUACAUCCUUCUGGCAAUUGUGGCAGGCAUUCUAACAGCAGACUUUGCAUCUGGGCUGGUUCACUGGGGUGCCGAUACCUGGGGAUCGGUGGAGCUGCCAGUUUUGGGAAAGGCAUUUAUCCGGCCGUUUCGAGAACAUCACAUCGACCCCACGGCAAUCACACGGCAUGACUUCAUAGAGACGAAUGGUGAUAACUGCAUGCUAACAAUAAUUCCACUGGCUAACAUGGCCUACAACUUUCAUACUCUAACACCAGUGGAGAUCUAUCAUAUCUUCCCCUGGUACUGCUAUGUCUAUGCUCUGGCUAUAUUUGUGACGCUGACCAAUCAGAUCCAUAAGUGGUCUCACACCUAUUUUGGGCUACCACGCUGGGUCACGUUACUUCAGGACUGUCACAUCAUCCUUCCUCGAAAACAUCACCGAGUUCACCAUGUAUCGCCUCAUGAGACCUACUUUUGCAUUACGACAGGUUGGUUAAACUACCCACUGGAAAAACUUGGAUUCUGGAGAAAUUUUGAGGACAUAAUCCAGAGCCUGACAGGAGAGAAGCCCAGAUCAGAUGACCUGAAAUGGGCCCAGAAAACCCAGUAACUUUCCACCCGUGCCAGCUUUGCUCUCCUACCUCGCUCCUCUGCAGCCAGAGGCCAGCCUUCAUCUCCUCUUCAUUCAGUCACCCCACAACUCUGGGGAUGAGUAAACUGAAUGAAUGGAAAACAAACAAACAAAAAACGUUUGAAAAGCUCCAGCCCACAGAAGGUUGACAGUAGGAGAGAAGUCGACCAAGCGUUCGCAAGCAAUACUGCUCCACACUUCUAGCAGCAGUGGUUUGCUCUGAAAUCUUUUUUUUUUUUAUGCACAAAGAAGCCAUUUACCUCCCUAGGAGUAUAAAGUAUCCAAAAAGCCCUGUUAUAUAACUUAAAGUGCAAAAAAUUAUGAAUCCACAUUGAAAUACUUGAACGUAAGUUAAACCGAUGCCUUUUUUUGAAAAUUUUUGAGACUUGCUGAUCUCAAAGCUGAUGAGCUUUGUAUGAUUAACUGUGGAACUGGGCAUCUCUACAUGCAUCAGGCUACGAAAAGGAAAAUGCCUCGUCCCCACCCUAACUCUGACCAUGUUUUUACUGAUGUUGUGGCUUUUCUGAAGAGAGUGCUGGAAUAAGUGUCUUCACCUGUUGCUGGUGUCUGAAUGGACAAAGCAGUUACAUAUGCAGUCUUCUCCUGGUCCGCCUUACUUAUGCAGUACAUGCAAGAGACAUUUCACACAUACACACCACAAUUUACACGUUACACUCAAUGUUUUCUUCAUGGAAAACCCUUGGCUUAUGCCAGUCACACUCGUUAUAGUUGUUACAUACAGCAACACAUUAGCAAGUACCAUUCACAAAGUGUUUAAUUUACUUAUUUUUUUUGCACAACACAUCUUAGCUGUUCUACUGUAGGUGCUAUGAAAAAAAAAAACUGUUACAUUUGCUCUAGUUUAAGCUCGUCAAAUAGUUUUGGUGUAUAAGAAGGCUUGUGCAGGAUCAUUUUAUGAAAAUAUUCUUCACCCCUUGAAUAGUUAGGCAAAGUUUAUCAUGAUUGGUCGCUGAGUGAAUUUACAUGCACGCUUGAAUGUAUUUUGUAUGUAAACCAUGUCACCAGUGGUUUAUCUGCCAAGCUGGUUGCUGAGCAGAUGUACAUAGUCUUGCUCAAAGAAAUGCAAUAAAUCAGUUAUAUAAAGGAAA
Molecule: messenger RNA, 1984 nt
Organism: Trichomycterus rosablanca
Lineage: Eukaryota; Metazoa; Chordata; Actinopteri; Siluriformes; Trichomycteridae
Gene: peds1b
Product: plasmanylethanolamine desaturase 1
Exons: 6
Coding region: 36-854 (272 amino acids)
Molecular function (GO): oxidoreductase activity
Source: RefSeq, a predicted model, not a curated record